Molecule: messenger RNA, 7325 nt
Organism: Rubroshorea leprosula
Lineage: Eukaryota; Viridiplantae; Streptophyta; Magnoliopsida; Malvales; Dipterocarpaceae
Source: the annotation of a GenBank genome assembly
CGGCUGGGACGCCGACUUGAACAUAUCCGGGUUGAACCCGAAUUAGAUAUCGGGCGAAAAACUGAACACGACCCAACGGAUCCGUUCCAGUUUUCCUAUCCUUCAUCACCCAAACUCGCGUAUUUCUUCUUGCCUCUCUCUAACACCGGAGUGUUGUUUCUUCGAACAUAAUCCCUCUGCUAAUUAAUGGCGAGGAACUACGUCGGAGAGAAUGCGCCCCUCUCCCGAUUCGGUAUCUUGGUGGCGCAAUUGGAGUCCCUAGUGGCAUCUGCAUCGCAGAAGUCCCCCGACGCAUUGCUCUGCUUCGAUCUUCUCUCCGAUCUCAUCUCUGCCAUUGACGAGGAGCCUAAGGAAUCUAUUUUAUUGUGGCAAAGAAAAUGUGAGGACACAUUAUAUUCUUUGCUUAUUCUUGGAGCUAAGCGGCCUGUGCGUCAUUUGGCAUCUAGAGCAAUGGGGAGGAUAAUGUCUAAGGGUGAUAGCAUCUCGAUAUACUCAAGGGUUAGCAGUCUGCAAGGGUUUCUUUCUGAUGGGAAGCGAAGUGAGCCACAGAAAAUUGCUGGUGCUGCACAAUGCUUGGGAGAGUUAUAUCAACAUUUUGGGAGGCGAAUAACUUCGGGUUUGCUUGAAACAACUAUUAUUGCUACAAAACUCAUAAGGUUUAAUGAGGAGUUUGUGAGACAAGAAGCUCUGAUCAUGCUUCAGAAUGCUUUGGAAGGAUGUGGUGGAAGUGCUGCUGCGUCAGCUUAUAAUGAAGCAUUCCGUCUCAUAACACGGUUUGCCAUUGGAGAUAAAUCAUUUGUUGUUAGAAUAGCUGCUGCACGUUGUCUGAAGGUUUUUGCCAACAUAGGAGGGCCAGGUUUAGGAGUUGGAGAACUUGACAGUUUAGCCUCUUAUUGUGUCAAGGCCCUUGAGGAUCCAGUAACAUCUGUUCGAGAUGCUUUUGCUGAAGCUCUGGGUGCAUUAAUUGCUCUUGGAAUGAAUCCUGAGGCGCAGGUCCAACCGAGGGGAAAAGGCCCUCUCCCUCCAGCAAAGAAACUAGAAGGUGGUUUGCAGAGGCAUCUAGCUUUUCCCUUCAUGAAAGCAAGCGGUGCUCGAUCAAAGGACAUUCGAAUUGGUGUAACUCUAUCUUGGGUGUUCUUUUUACAGGCUAUUCGACUUAAGUAUCUUCUUCCAGAUAGUGAGCUUCAAAACUACUCAUUGAAUGUCCUGGAAAUGCUUCAUGGGGAUAAUUCUGUUGAUGCCCAUGCCCUGGCAUGUGUUCUCUACAUUCUACGUGUUGGAGUAACUGAUCAAAUGAUGGAAUCUUCUCAAAGAAGCUUUUUGGUUUUCCUUGGGAAGCAGCUCCAGUCUCCAGAUGCCACUCCUUCAAUGAAAAUUGCAGCUUUACGGACAUUGGCAUACACUUUGAAAACGCUAGGGGAGGUCCCACAUGAAUUUAGGGAGCUGUUUGAUAACACAGUUGUUGCUGCAGUAUCUCACUCUUCCCAGCUAGUACGAAUUGAGGCUGCUUUGACAUUGCGCUCCUUGGCUGAGGUUGAUCCUACCAGUGUUGGUGGCCUGAUUUCUUUUUGUGUGACCAUCCUAAACGCUUUAAGGGAAGGUCUUUCAUUUGGAAAGGGAAGCAAUGUGAAAGUUGAGCUGGAUUCUUUACAUGGACAAGCGUCGGUGUUGGCUGCUUUGGUGUCCAUUUCACAAAAACUACCUCUUGGUUAUCCAGCUAGAUUACCUGGAUCAGUGCUUGAAGUUUCAAAGAAAAUGUUGAUGGAAUCUACUAGAAAUCCUGUUGCUGCAACAGUAGAACAAGAAGCUGGGUGGUUGCUCUUAUCUUCAUUACUAUCUUCAAUGCCAAAGGAGGAGCUCAUGGACCAGGUCUUUGAUAUUCUUUCCUUGUGGGCUGGUAUUUUUAGUGGACACCCAGAAGAUAUACCAAAGCAAAAUGGAGAUCUAACAUCUAAGAUUAGCGUGUGGUCUGCUGCAGUUGAUGCACUUACAUCAUUCAUACGGUGCUAUGUUUCUUCAAAUUCUGCAAAUGCUGGGAUUUUACUUCAACCAGUGAUAUACUAUCUUAGUCGGGCAUUGUCGUAUAUCUCAGUGGUGUCUACCAAAGAACUUCAAAAUAUUAAGCCUGCUGUUGACGUAUUCAUCAUCAGAACUUUAAUAGCAUAUCAGUCCCUGCCUGAUUCUGCAGCAUACAAGAGUGACCAUUCACGGAUUGUUCAAUUAUGCACAAUUCCAUACAGAGAUGCUUCUGGAUGUGAGGAAAGCUCAUGCUUGAGGUUCCUAUUAGACAAAAGAGAUGCAUGUUUGGGCCCUUGGAUUCCUGGCAGGGAUUGGUUUGAAGAUGAACUUCGUGCUUUUCAAGGUGGAAAAGAUGGUCUCAUGCCUUGUGUAUGGGAGAAUGAAUAUUCAGGUUUUCCUCAGCCUGAGACAAUAAAGAAAACCUUGGUGAAUCAAAUGCUUCUUGGUUUUGGAAUUUUAUUUGCUUCUCAGGAUCGUAGUGGGAUGUUGUCACUUCUUGGAAUGAUUGAGCAGUGCCUAAAGGCUGGGAGAAAGCAAUCAUGGCAUGCAACUAGCAUAACCAAUAUAUGUGUGGGGUUACUUGCUGGAUUGAAGGCUUUGCUUGCUUUGCGUCCUCAACCUUUAGAGCCAGAGAUAUUAAAUUCAGCACAGGCUAUCUUUAAGGGAAUUCUAGCUGAGGGAGACAUUUGUGCAUCACAACGUAGGGCAUCAUCUGAGGGUCUUGGUCUUUUAGCUCGCCUUGGAAAUGAUAUCUUUACAGCAAGAAUGACUAGGACGCUGCUUGGUGAGCUAAAUGUUAUAACAGAUUCUAACUAUGCUGGGUCCAUUGCUUUUGCCCUUGGGUGCAUUCACCACAGUGCAGGAGGGAUGGCAUUGUCAACUCUAGUGCCUGCAACUGUCAGCUCUAUCUCUUUGCUGGCUAAAAGUGCAAUCCCUGGCUUACAGAUUUGGUCUUUGCAUGGACUUCUUUUGACCAUUGAAGCUGCUGGCUUGUCCUUUGUAUCUCAUGUCCAGGCAACACUUGGCCUCGCUUUAGAGAUUCUAUUGUCUGAAGAGAAUGGACAAGUUGACCUCCAGCAAGGUGUAGGACGCCUUAUAAAUGCUAUUGUUGCUGUGCUAGGUCCUGAUCUUGCCCCAGGCAGCAUUUUCUUUUCACGCUGCAAGUCUGUUGUUGCUGAGAUUAGUUCCUCACAAGAAACAGCCACACUGCUUGAGAGCGUCCGCUUUACCCAACAACUUGUUCUUUUUGCUUCACAAACUGCUUCAGUGCAUACCCAUGUGCAAACUGUUCUCCUGACUCUUUCAUCGAGACAGCCAACUUUAAGGCAUCUUGCUAUCUCCACUCUACGACACCUAAUUGAGAAGGACCCAGUUUCCAUUAUUGAUGAGCAAAUAGAAGAUAAUCUAUUUCAGAUGCUGGACGACGAAACUGAUUCAGAGAUAGGGAAUCUGGUACGUGGUACAGUCAUGCGAUUGCUCUAUGUAUCAUGCCCUUCACACCCUUCUCGUUGGAUAUCAAUAUGCCGUAACAUGGUUCUUGCAAUGUCAACAAGAACAAAUGCUCAGAUUAGUAUCAAUUCAGAAAAUGAUUCUGUUAGUGGCCCAGAUAUUGACUUAGGAAAAAAUUUUGGGGAUGAUGAUGAAAACAUGGUUUCUAGCUCCAAAAGUGCAUCAAGUCAAGGUCAUGCAUUUGAAGCUUUGACUGUUAACUAUAAUAGAAAUCAGCACCUCAGAUACCGAACCAGAGUUUUUGCUGCUGAGUGUUUGAGCCAUCUACCAGAAGCUGUGGGAAAGAAUCCUGCUCAUUUUGAUCUCUCUUUGGCAAGGAGAAAAGCUACUGAUGAACAGUCCAAUGAUUGGCUAGUCCUACAUGUGCAAGAGCUAAUAUCAGUUGCUUAUCAGAUUAGCACAAUUCAGUUUGAAAAUAUGCAGCCAAUUGGUGUUGGACUUCUAAGUUCCAUUAUAGACAAGUUUGAAAUGACUCCUGACCCUGACCUUCCAGGACACCUCCUACUAGAACAAUAUGAGGCACAAUUAAUAUCAGCUGUUCGCACUGCACUAGACACAUCUUCUGGCCCUAUUCUUUUGGAGGCUGGUCUACAGUUGGCAACUAAGGUUAUGACAAGUGGAAUAAUUAGUGGUGAUCAAGCUGCAGUUAAGCGCAUUUUUUCAUUAAUUUCACGCCCAUUGGAUGAGUUCAAGGACUUAUACUAUCCAUCAUUAGCUGAAUGGGUCUCAAGUAAGAUCAAGAUUAGACUUUUGGCUGCUCAUGCCUCUCUCAAGUGUUAUACAUAUGCUUCCUUGAGGAGACACCAUGAUGGGGUGCCAGAUGAGUAUCAAGCAUUGUUACCAUUGUUUUCAAGGAGUUCUAGCAUUCUAGGGAAGUACUGGAUCUGGCUUCUGAAGGACUACAGUUAUGUCUGCUUGUGCUUGAAUCUCAAGGGAAAUUGGAAUUCAUUCCUUGAUGGAAUUCAGUCACCUUUGGUCUCAUCAAAGUUGCAGCCUUGUUUAGAAGAGGCUUGGCCGGUUAUUUUGCAAGCACUCGCACUGGAUGCUGUUCCUGCAAAUGUUGGUGUGAAUGAAUAUUCAAAAACAUCCAUUGAAAAUGUAUCAAGAAAGAGCUUAAUAUCUGGAUAUAGUAUGGUUAGACUGGAACUUGAAGAAUAUCAGUUUCUUUGGGGCUUUGCUUUGCUUGUACUAUUUCAGGGACAACACCCAGCGCUUUCAAGACAAAUUAUACCAUUAGCUUCUGCUAAAGAAAAACAUGGUGGAGAUUCAUCAUCUGAAGAAUUAACACCUUCAGGCUUGAAGUUUUAUGAUGUUGUAUUGCCAGUAUUCCAGUUUCUCUCAACUGAAAUGUUUUUCUCAGAAGGUUUCCUUACUGCAAAUAUUUGCGAAGAAUUGCUGCAGGUUUUCUCAUAUUCUAUCUACAUGGAUAGUUCAUGGAACAGCCUGGCUAUAUCUGUCCUGUCGCAGAUUGUGCACAACUGCCCUGCAGAAUUUCUUGAAGCAGAAAGUUUCACUUGUCUGGUGGUUGAACUUUGCUUGGGCUUCCUCUUCAAAGUCUUUUACAGUGCUGACACAAUUUCACCUGGUCAACCCAACUGGGAGGAUUUGAUAUCUCCACUUUUUAUUACCGGGAAGACAAUAAUGAAGCUUUUUGAACCAAAGAAGCAAUUAAAGUUGGUAGCAUUGCCAUUUCUAUUGGUUGGUUACAAGUUCAUUAGACGAGCUUCGACAGAAUUAUCCCUCUCAAAAGUUAUUGAUUUUGUCAAGAACGCCAAUUCAUUAUUAAAGGAACUUGUGGAUGAUGCUCAUAAACUUGGUGUUGAUGGCAUUCUCCACCUGAAAACAAUUUUUUGCACCUGCCUCAAAGAUAUUGCUACUUUGAUUAAGGAUUGCAUUGAGGGCAUUCAUCUACUGGAUGAUGAAAGAUCCAACUUACGCAAAUUACUGCAUUUGAAGCUUGCAUUCUCUCUCGAACAAAAUAUUUUGUUGGCCAAGCUAACCCAUGGAAUUCAACAUCUUGAAGACAACAAAGACAGCAGUCUUCUCUUUCUUUCAGUGUUCAAAUUUUGCAUUGAAUAUACUAAAACCGUACUUAAUGAUUCACAUUUACAGGUUCGAGCAAUUGGAUUGCAAGUGCUGAAAAGUGUGGUGCAGAGAAGUAGCACAAUAGAAGAUAACACUUUCUCAGUACUCUUUAUCGGAGAGCUUCUUGGAGAUAUUUUCACCAUUGUCCAGAACUUGUUGAAGAAACCUAUAACUAAAGAAUCAGUGGCUGUUGCUGGGGAGUGCUUAGGAGUCUUGAUGCUUCUUCAAACACUGUCAAGAGGUAGUGAAAAUCAGAGAGGAUUUAUGAAUCUCCUUCUAAUAGGCGUUCUCAUUAUCUUCUCAGCAACAGAGGGAGAUUCUUCUCGGGAAGCCAGUGACAUGAGAAGCACUGCUCUGAGGCUUGUCUCUCAUAUUGCUAAGAUCCCUUCCUCAGCUGUUCAUCUUAAGGAUGUCUUGUUGUCUAUGCCUGUAAACCAGAGGCAGCAACUUCAGGAUGUUAUUCGUGCUUCUGUAGCACAAGACCACAGUUCACCCCAGAUGAAAACCACGGCAUCACCAUUAGAGAUUAAACUGCCGGUGCCUACUGAGGGAAGAAGAGAGAAAGAUUCUCAAACAUCAGCCAUAGAAAGACAACCAAAAGAGGAAUCUGAAGAAAAAAGUUUACCUUUAUCAGCAGCUCCUCUAAAAUCCAAUGAUGACAGCAUGAAAGAGGAUGAAGCAGAUGAUGAUGAUGAUGAUGAUGACUGGGAUACCUUCCAAUCUUUUCCUGCCUCUGGAAAUACGGAUGGGGUUGAUUCAAAAGUUGAAGAUGUUACUCACCUUGACAAGGACAUUUCUGUCCUGGAAAUUGGUACUGAUGACUUCCAAGACUUCUCAUCUUCCCAACCUCUCAACAAUGCAAAGGAGAUCACUGAUGCAGAGCAUUUAGAGGUGGCUAAAGAAGUAAUAUGUGCUGGCUCAGGGGAUAGGGACAUGGAACUCUCUGAUGAUAACCUUGACUCAAAGCCACAAGAAGGGGAUGUGGAGGUGGUACCAAGCUCAGAUAGGAAAGAUAAUGAUGAAGAGUCGUCUAUUCACCAAAAUGUUGAUGUGGUGAAUGAAUCAUCUGUAGAAAUUGAGGACCAUGAGGAAAGACAGGACAGCCUAGAAGCAUUUGCAGAUGUUCAACCAAAUGAAGUUUCUGAAGUAUUGGGUGAAGUGAAUGAAGCUGACCAGGAGCACCAAAUGGAUAGAGAAGAUAAUGAAUUCGAUGCUCAUCUAUCAUCAGAUCUGCAGCAUCCUGAAGAAAUUUCUGGUAACAAAAUUGUAGAUGAAGGAGAUGAAGUUAGAAAAUGAUGACGGAGAAUGAGAGUCAUGAGCAGGAACAAGAGAUUCAUGAUAACAUGGAGAAGUAAAUUGGCCGAGGACACUUGCUGACUUGCACUUCCCUGGAUGAUGACAUGCAAAAAACUGCACGCUAUGCAAAAUUAUUCAUGGUUUCUCCGGCAAUUCCCUCUUGAUUCUACGAGUAAAAUUUACCAAGUGUCCAUGUUUCUCUUGGUCAUUGUAAUUGCGUACGGGUAGUUUUGAACUAAUUUUGUUUGUUUUCUUCUCGUAUUUCAGAUUAAAGAUCUAAUUUUACUCUUUCUUUUGGUAAAGAACCCUAGUUUGAAACUCUCUCUAGACUCUGCACCUUGUGUUUUGAUGGCACAGCAACUUAAUUAUGAUUUAUAGGAGACAGAAAGGGAUGAAAAUAAACAAAACUGUUGUGC